AUGCUCACAGCAAUCGCCUUGCUGACCAACCUCCUCCUCGUCGCCUCGGCGCCGGUGGGAGUCACGACAGCGGACGUCUUCCCGCCACCCAAUACCGAGGUCGACACGGGCCUCUUUCCUGACCGUACGGUCGUCGGCUUCCCGCACGUGACGCGUACUGGUGCCGAGCCCGGUGCCUUCUUCACCGCACCGGCGGACCAGUUCCCCCGCGUACAACAGCCAUUCGGACCUGUCGUACUACCUCGGCCCAAGGAUGGAAAGGCUCCCAAGAAGCCCAAGAAAGGCCAGUUCGAGCCCAUCACCUCGUGGGGGUACCUCACGCCGCGUUACUCACUGGACCCGUGCACUUGGGGUGCAUGCGACGCGUCACCCAUUGUACCGGAGCAGUGUACGCUGAGCUCUGUCCACCAACUCAUGCGUCACGGGGCCCGCUACCCGACAGCGGGGGAUGCGGCCGAGGUCUUUGCCACCCGGCUCCUGAACGCUUCCACCAUGGGCGACUUUGAAGCCAGUGGGGACCUCGCCUUCCUCAAUGACUGGACGUACAAGCUCGGCAGUGACAUCCUGAUCCCUUUUGGACGGCUGCAGUGCAUGGAGCUCGGCGUAAGAAGCCGCCUCGCAUACGGCCAGCUCCUCAACGACUUCACCGAGAAGGGCACCCUCCCAGUGUUCCGCACCGGUAGCAUCGACCGGAUGGUAGAGACGAUGGAGGCAUUUGGACAGGGCUUCUUCGGACGCGAUUCCAACAAGCAGUUCAGCAUGACGAUCGCGAUUGAGAGCAAUGGCAUCAAUGCCACCGUAUAUCCUGGUGGGGGAACGUGCCCCAACUCGGCUCUGGACGUCGCCGCUUCCAAGCUCGGUAUGGCCGAGUUCGUCAACCGCACGAUGGCGGGGACGGCCGCCCGCCUCCAGGCCCAUGUGAAGGGAUUCACGAUCACGCCCGCGGACGUGCAGACGAUGCUGAGCCUGUGCGCUUAUGAGACGCUCGCGUUGGGGUACAGCACGUUCUGCCCCUUAUUCACGGAGGAGGACUUCCGGAACAUGGCAUACGCCUACGACAUCAUGUUCUACUAUGGUAAUGGGUUCGGUGGCCAGACGACUGCGGCGCAGGGCAAGGGCUGGGUGCAGGAAUUCCUCGCGCGGCUCACGCACACCCCCAUCGAAGUGUACGACAGCAGCACUAACUCGACCCUCGACGACAACCCGGAGACGUUCCCGCUCAACCAGAGCAUCUACGUGGACGCAUCGCACGACUCGUACAUGAUGAGCACGAUGGUUGCUCUCAACUUGACCGCCCUCAACUCGUUCGGGCGCCUCCCUACCGACGUGGACAGGAGUCUCGACGACCGCCCGUUCUACUCAUCCAAGAUUGUGCCGUUUAACACCAAUUUUGUCGCGCAGGUCAUGCGGUGUGAUGGGAGGGAGGGGGAGCAGAUCCGGUUCAUCCUCAACGACGCGAUCAUCCCCCUGCACGAGACGUACGCCGGGUGCGAAGGCGACGACGAUGGACUGUGUGCGCUCGAACACGUUGUCGCUGCGCUGCAGACGCGGGUGGCUGAGAUCGACUACCACAAGGCAUGCAAUGGGCCGCUCAUCAACAUCACGGAGACGAGCCAGCUGAGGGACAGUAACGGCAUGCCGUACGUGUAA
This is a messenger RNA of Cutaneotrichosporon cavernicola, 1650 nucleotides long. RefSeq lists its product as uncharacterized. Gene Ontology annotation, molecular function: acid phosphatase activity. NCBI's taxonomy places the organism in Eukaryota, Fungi, Basidiomycota, Tremellomycetes, Trichosporonales, Trichosporonaceae. The record is from RefSeq and is a predicted model, not a curated record. The coding region runs from base 1 to 1650 and encodes 549 amino acids. The transcript is spliced from 9 exons.